GGGCUUUGUGGAUGGGCUCCGGCUGCUCCGUGCAGAAAACGUGCAGUCAGCUCGUGUGGUUGGUCGCACGCGGGGACAAACAAACCGAGCACCGCACGGAGGGAGAGAGAGAGAGAGAAAGAGAGAGAGCUGCUGUCACUAGCGCUGAAUUCAAAGAUUAAACGCAGGGGUUCAAGGAGACUACGAGGAGGAGGGGGCAUGCAUGCAUGCACUGAUCUGUAAGAGUAGAUUUUCUUGUUUGGGUUUUUUUUUUUCCAAUCCAGGGAACUGAAAGUGGAGAACUGCUGAUGAAGCUGCAGGCGCACUGAGGCGCUGCCUGGAUUGUUUUUGCGUCUCACUCCCGGCAUUGUUGCUCGUGUUUCCCGGGAUGGAAUAAUUCCUUUCUUCGCUUUCAUCCAAGGAAUACCUGCGAGCCUACCCUCACCGCUCUCCAUGGUGCUUGAAGGCAGAGAGAUGGACGGCAUCGGGAACACCAUGCAGAAGAAGGCUGCCGAGCUGGAGCGUCUGGCCGAGGUGCUUGUCACCGGGGAACAGCUCAGGCUGCGGCUCCAUGAGGCGAAGGUGAUCAAGGACCGGAGGCACCACCUCCGGACUUACCCGAACUGCUUUGUAGCUAAGGAGCUCAUUGAUUGGCUGAUCGAACACAAGGAAGCUUCAGAUCGAGACACGGCCAUCAAGAUUGUGCAGAAACUUUUAGACCAGAGCAUCAUUCACCACGUGUGUGACGAGCACCGGGACUUCAAAGACAUGAAGCUGUUUUACCGCUUCCGGAAGGAUGACGGCACAUUCCCGCUGGAUAAUGAAGCCAAGGUGUUUAUGAGGGGCCAGAGGAUCUAUGAAAAAUUAAUGAACACAGAGAACAACCUACUGCAAACCAGAGAGGAGGAAGGCAAGUCGUUUGAGCGGACGCUGGUAGCCUCAGAGUUCAUCGAUUGGCUGCUGCAGGAGGGGGAGAUGCCAACCAGGGAGGAGGCUGAACAGCUGGGGCGGAGGCUUCUUGAACAUGGGAUCAUCCAGCAUGUCACCAACAAGAAUCACUUUGUUGAUGGGCCGCUCCUCUACCAGUUCAGGAUGAACUUCCGGCGACGUCGGCGACUGAUUGAACUUCUUCACGAGCGAGGGCGCAGCAUCCCAGAGAGCCACGACAGUCCCUUCUGUCUCCGGAAACAAAGCUCUGACGGAGGCAACACCAGCUUUCUCUCAGUGAGUCCCACAAAAGAGAUAAAGGUGUCUGUCGGAGUUCGUCGGAGCAGCAUGAGCAGCAGCUGUGGCAGCAUCGGUUAUUGCAGCAGUGGUUAUUACAGCAGCAGUCCUACGCUCAGCAGCAGUCCGCCUGUCCUUUGCAACCCUAAAUCUGUCCUGAAGAGACAAGUGAGUCCAGAGGAGCUGCAGAGACCAGGAGGACCUUUUAUAAAGAAGACAUUCACUAUUAUAGGCGAUGCUGUGGGCUGGGGGUUUGUGGUGCGAGGAAGCAAACCCUGUCACAUCCAGGCUGUGGAUCCAGGUGGACCAGCUGCCGCUGCUGGCAUGAAGGUGUGUCAGUUCGUGGUGGCGGUGAACGGAUUGAACGUCCUCUGUCACGACUACCGGACCGUCAGCAACCUGAUCCUGACCGGUCCGCGGACAAUUGUCAUGGAAGUGAUGGAGGAGGUGUAAGCAUUAAAGAGAGCUCCAAGAGGAAACCUCUCAGAAGAGUAAUGCAGGAAAAAAUGUGGGGACUGAAGUAGUACUUAACCUCAAAACCCCAUCGAGAGCGAAACACUGAAGACUUGAAACCACGUCUCACUAGCUCUGUUCCAGCAUUGUUUGAACAAGGUGGAUAACCAAGAAACUGUGUGUGUGCUUAAAAAUGAGGCUAUUGUAGUCAAGCAAACGAGUCAAUAUUUGGAGAAACUAGGUUGUUUUGGAUUUUUUUCCUUUGGUUUCGUGGUGUGCGCACUCACACACUGACACACAGAACCAAAACAGACACCACGGAAGAGCUUGGAGUAAGAAAAGUCACCAUGGAGAGUGUGUUCAAAGGAUGUGAGAAGAUGUGAAAUUAAGUUUUGCCAUUAUAACUCGUGGAUCAGAGAGUAGAAAGCUGAAAAUGAGGACGAAUAUUUCAUGGCGCCAUGAAAGCAACCUCUACUCCAGUGAGCUGUUCCUGGUGGCUCAACACUGCCCUCUGCUGAGAAGGACAGGAAGACACUUCACACUGCUACUACAUGUAAUUUCAGGGUUUUCAAGGGUGCCAUAAUGGAACCAUUAUGUUCAACGGGAAAAGACAAACACCUGCCGUCGCCAUGUGGAAAAUGUAAAAUACCAACUUAAUCGAUGUUGAGGUAGAUUUUUUCCUAGCUGCUAAGAAUGUAAUAAAGGCGAUAAACUUACAUGCUACAUUAAUAAGCACAUUGUAUAUAGAAAAGCAAUUAAAGACUUACAGACACAAAGUUUAGAAGUCCGGCUUUAGAAAAGCUGUCUCCCAUUAAACCUUGUAACCUAUUUUGAUUACCCGUGACAGCGCUCUGUUAGGCACUUUAACCUUAUAUACAGCCUAGAAAAUAGACAGUGACCGACAAUAUCACUGUCUGUAGUUUUUUUAAAAGAAUUCGGAGGUUUCUGUUAUACUUGCCUUUGAGAUGUGGACACAAGAUGUGUUACAUACCAUUAAGAAUUGCCAAAAGAGGGAAUACUAAAAAUAAAAAUGACUCUUAAUUGGAGUCAUACCAACCAGCCUUAAUGUAAACUUAGAGAACAUUUGAUUGACCUUUUAACUUUUAUAUAUCAUUUGAUGUUUGAUGUAUAAUAAAGAUAAGAAGUAAACAACCAAAGCACUUGGUUGACUGAAGCGUCCUUUUUGGGGGGAAUUUGAUUCAAUCAGACUUCCCUAAUUUGAAACUAAUGUGGAAGAAUGACUUCCUCCGCCCCUCCCCCACAUCCUUUUCUCCUUUAUUAUCUGUACAUGCGGAGCAGUUACACAUCAAGCACCAUAUCGUGUAUGCGCUAAAGAGUUUUCAGACAGAUAAGAAAAGAUGUAUAUGUACAGAAAUUUAAUGCAUGAUGGCCUUGUCUGAUUUUUGUCUCCAGUAGCAGAUAAAUGAGCGACACGCCUGAAUAUUCAAUCAUUUUAAAUAAAGGGAGCAGUUUUCCUCAGAAUCAAAGAACAUUUUGUUCAUUUUGGGGACUUUUUUCCAGCUUUUUCUGAAGAUUUCAUUUUAACUUUUUCAUAAGUUUGAGUCAGUAAGUUAAAAUUUUGAGAUACGUAACCUAAAUUUUGAGAUAAUAAGACAGAUUUUAAACUUACGGGUGACACUUUUUAAUUCUCUUGUAGUAGUGGAAACAAGCUUUUGACCCUACAGGUUUUACUCAGAGCGAAAAAUAGCUUCAUUUUUCAAAAUUAGUUUUCAAACUGAGAGAAAUAAGAGUUGGGCUCUAAUGAAGGCUCUGUGCCAAAACACUUUGGUCGUAUUCCUACUGUGAUGUAAACCAGUAAACAUGUGAAACGUGAGUAAAGUAUCCACUGUUUAUGAUGCUAUCUUUCUCUUUUUUAAUAACGUUGCUUUGGAAUUCUUUCUUUAGAUUUCAGGUUUAUCGCUUCACUGCUUCAAUGGGAAAAAGGUAAAUAAGAGAAUUGUUUCUAAUGAAUCUUUAAAUCCUUGAAUCAGCUUGAUGUAGCUCGAAGCUAAGUGGAUUAGAUCAGGCUUGAAUUAUAGCCUCUAAAUAAUAUGAGGAUCCCGCGUAUGUUACUACUGUGCCAUCUUGUGUUUAUACAUACUAGCAUGAAUUUAGAAAAAACAGAGCAUGGAUAAGUGAUACUCAUAUCGUUCAUACACUAUGUGUCUGUAGUCCUGAGCAGCACUUGUUCCUUGUUUUGUCUUAGACUAAACUAUAUUCCAUGUCUGGAGGAGGAAAUUAUUACUGCAAAAAAACACAGAUGCAGAAAUGUAAACUUUGUUUUCAACCACAGUAUAUUCACAGUUGUUACAGCCAAACUGUAGAGUUAAUAUGUCCUAGUGAACUACCUCCAAAUAUGUCCUGUGUAAUUAAUUCAGUCAACUAUUCAUUGAUUUAUCUUAAUGUGCUUGGAUGUAGUAGGCAGUCAAAUAAUGUAAAUAUGUGCUUGUUUAGCUUUAUCUCCUAAUCUAAAGCCCACUCCUUCAUCUGAUUUAUCUGGCAAAUCAUUUCAGGUACAACAGCAGAUUUUAGGCCUAACUCACUCAAUGAUCUAAACAGCUGGAAUAUGUUGUUGCCGAAUAUGUCCUCCUCAGAUUUACAGAAUUUUCCUCAAAAUCUGUAAUCUGCUCACGUUGUUACAUGGAUAAUGCCAUAUAUUGUACUGUUAAUGUAUCGUAUUAAUGUUCUCCAAAACGCUUUCAAGUAGUUGCACUUUGCUUUUACCCAGCAACCGUACAAUAUGUUUAUUAGAAAGAAACCUCAAAGCACAAAAUAAUUUCUUCUCUGGGUUUUCAUUAGUCUGAUGUAGCGAUUUCAUUAAUCUUUAAUGUUAAUAUCUACACUUGGUAUGGAUUCAAUUUUUCUCUGUUUUCUCUCAUUAAAAUUCAUCUAUAUGCAGUUUGUAACUUAGUAAUUCUUCUUUUGUGCAUCUGGAAAGUGAUCUGUGAUUUUCUUCUGUAGUUUCAUUGGACAGAAGCAGAUGACAGUUUGAUUUGGAGGAGAAGAAAGUUUCAAGAGUGUUAAAUCUUGAAGGGGUUGUGCCAGGUUGGCUUAUAUGAGUUUGCUGACUGUUAACCGAAAGCGUUUGCCUUAAGACCUGAGUUUGCUGCCAAUAACAGAUGGUGGUCACUUUGUUCCUCCUCUUUUCCCCCCUCAUUCUCUUCUCUGUUCAGUCAUUUGCAACUUUGCAAGGUGGUUGCUCCAAGUCACCACAGCUUCAGUUUUAGUGACAAUCAGUGUUGUAUAGAUAACAAAUGCACAGUCAUUUGAUCUGACAGAACGUACAUCACCGCUGUCUUCGUUUUUGUGCCGUUGCCGGUUCUAUACUUCAACUUCAAUGUGUAAUAAGAUCAAUGGGGAUUCUUGGCUAUAAGAGGUUACACAUUUUCAGCACAGCUGUUUGUUCUUUUUUUCUGCUAUCCGAGAUUGAAUGUUUGUUAUCAGAACAACAAAAGCUGACAGUAGCAGUCUGUUUUUCACAAAAAAGCUAAAUCUCAUUGUAAGUUCGAAUGUAUUAAAGAGCUGAUCAAGUGUCAAAUAAAUAAACUGAUUUCACAAAUUCA
This is a messenger RNA of Haplochromis burtoni (Burton's mouthbrooder), 5219 nucleotides long. RefSeq names its product DEP domain containing MTOR-interacting protein (gene deptor). The transcript is spliced from 10 exons. Gene Ontology annotation, molecular function: protein binding. Gene Ontology annotation, biological process: negative regulation of TOR signaling; intracellular signal transduction. Bases 433 to 1656 code for a protein of 407 amino acids. Lineage: Eukaryota; Metazoa; Chordata; Actinopteri; Cichliformes; Cichlidae. The record is from RefSeq and is a predicted model, not a curated record.